CGAAUGAACUAGGAGUGGUUUCCUUACCCUACAGCCAUCCAGGGCUGAACCAGCGGUUGCAAAUAACACAGCUCUCCACAUUGAGCUGCAGUUGUGAAGCGCUACGGUUUAAUCUUCAAUAACAGUAAAGACAGCAGUAAAGGCUGGAAAGAAAACAGGGCAUGAGCUCAGUGGGCUGAGUCUAGUGUUUAUCAGAUCACUCCUGCUGGAUGGCCGGUGGGGGUCUCAGUCUAAGUUGGGUUCUGCUGGUGUGUGCUGUGAUUGAAGAGGCCAUCCCGCUGUUCCACACAUACUCCUCCUGAUCUCUCGCACGCUUCCCGGGAUCACCAUGCUGCCUCUCUUGUUGGCUUCGCUGCUGGCCGUCCACUCUCUCGCUCUGGAAGUGCAUGUCGCAGACUCCCCAAUGGUGGUGCUGUUCGGAACCGACACUAUCCUCAACUGCACCUUCUCCGGGGUCUCGACCUUUAACCUGUCACAGCUGACUGUGAUCUGGCAGCUGGCAGACACUCAGCCGCCCGUGCACAGUUACUUGGAACAGCAGGACCAGUUGACUAACCAGGAAAAGCGGUUUGCUAACAGAACCAGUCUGUUCCAUGGGCAGUUAGCAUCCGGAAAUGCCUCCCUGCUGCUAAAGAGGGUCCGCGUGGUAGAUGACGGGAUCUACACCUGCUUUGUUAAUGUGGAGGGCCACAGCACGGGCUCCAUACUCAUGCAGGUGGCAGCCCCCUACACUAAGCCUUCAGUGACCUGGGAGGCCGAUGCUAACCACAAACCAGGCGACCUGGUAGACCUGAUCUGCAUGGCGUAUGGAGGAUACCCCGUGGCUGAGGUGCUGUGGCAGGACGGCAACGGCUGCAACCUCACGGAGAACGUCUCUGUGUCGUCAGUAGCCAACGAGCAGGGCCUCUUCACCAUCAAGAGUGUUCUGACAGUGACUCUGGAGCCUAACAACACCUACAGCUGCAAACUGACCAAUCCAUUGCUAGGCGAGGAGGGUCAGGCAUUUGUCACCAUCACAGCUCAGGGUUUGGCAUUUCCGCCGGUGGCUCUGUGGGUAACGGUGGGUUUGGCCGUGUGUUUGCUCGCCCUGCUCAUUGCCCUGGCUGCUGUCUGCCACAGGAAGAUCAAAGAGAGCUGUGAGGAGAUGAGAGCAGAGCAAGAAGCCAAAGAACUUGAGGAAGCCAAAGAACUUGAAGAAGCCAAGUCAGCCACAACACCUCUCAAGAGCUAAAGGCAAAGACCACGGGGUGAAACCACGCAUGAAAGAAGGAGUCUCACUUUAAACCCCCAGUGCACCACACCAUCCAAGAAGAGGCGCAUUUGAUUUUCAGCAUACAGUCUUUGUAGGGCAUUCUCAGUGUUCUUAAUACCUGUGCAUUUACUGUAUGUUGAAAGUGCAACUUAUUACGUUCCUUUGAAUCACACACCCAACAGUAAAUUGAGCUCAUACGGUAGAAGACACUAGAGAGUUUAAAUCUUAGACAUUUUAUAUUGAUGUUAAGCAUCAUGCUGUGGUUUCUUGAUAAGAAACAGAAGAAAAUGUCACAUAUGUGUAAAGACACAGGUAUUAGAACACAUAUUUAGUGCCGCCAAGGCCCACCAAUUCUUCUUUCGUCCAUUUCUGCUGUCAGUCUAGCUUCCUGUUUUAUAUUCCGAAUGCUAUUCGCCUUCCUUUCUAAACAGCAUGGACAGAAAUAACCUCAGCCAUUCUAGUAGCCCAGCCUUGCUCCCAGCAGUGUUCGCUUCCACUCGCCAUCACUAUGAGGCAAGUGCCUGAAAUGUAUGGAGCAGGGGCUGUAAUUGUAUGCAGAGUGUGCUAAACAGAAAAUCUGUUUGAAGGCCAUUGCCUUUGACAAGCUUCCAGCUCCACCACUGACACCAGCUCCACUCCAUUCUGCAUUCAGAGUGGAGCCUCAUGUAACAUCUCAGACCUAAUAGAAAGUGAAGAGCUUAAGAGAGGAGCCAGCGAAGAAGCAGCCGUCAGUGUCUGGAGUGAAGAGAGGCUCUCCUCUUUCUCUCUUACCCUUGCUUCUCCACCACUGCACUGGCCUGGACUAAUUAAGGCCUGCCCAUGAACUAACUUGUACCUGUCAGCGUCUGCCUGCUCCCAAGAAAUCCAAUAACUUUGGGGAGAAAUUUCAAUUGAAUGCCAGCUAAGCUCGAACAAACUGCAAAUGGUGCAUGGGACACACCCUGGUUUCUCUUUGGCCUCGACAGCAUUAUGGUGAGAAAUGGUUUUAAUGAACGCCGAGUCGACUGUGGGAUUGUGAGACACUUAAGGUGGAAUAUAUUAUGAACUGGGUUUUUUGUAUGCU
Molecule: messenger RNA, 2315 nt
Organism: Colossoma macropomum (tambaqui)
Lineage: Eukaryota; Metazoa; Chordata; Actinopteri; Characiformes; Serrasalmidae
Gene: cd276
Product: CD276 molecule
Exons: 8
Coding region: 329-1231 (300 amino acids)
Source: RefSeq, a predicted model, not a curated record